GCCGCAUUUUCACCGCAACCCGCGUACGCCCUGCACCACUUUCUAUUUCUUCGUUGCUGACCAGAUGUAACCAUUCGCCCAUAGACCCUUCAAUAUGGUGUCUCUUGCUUCAACUGAGAGAGCUCCUGGCAUCAUUGCCCCCAGCGCAGGCGGCAGCCUCAAGCGCAAGCAGUUCGACGCAAACUCCGACAAUGAGAACCUGCUCUCGAGUCAGACCAAACGCCGCCGAGUCACCUUCGACCCCGAGGUCGAUGUGCGCAUACUAAGAGAUCCGAACGAGAAGAGCUUGGAGCUGGUCGGCGAGGAGGUGCGACGCGCCCUCGAGAAGCACACAGCUGGCGAUAGCACCGGCUACGACCACAUACGGAGCCUCCUCACAGACAAACCUACCUCCGCCGGCGCACCUCUCACGGGCCUACUUCAGAAGUACAUCAUCACUCUCGCCAACAAUGUGCCGCUCCUCGAUCACAGGUGCAGGGGCCUCGUCCAUGCCAUCAUCGACUGCAGCUGGAUAGCGCGAAACGAGCAAUUCGUGCGCUCCUACCGACAUCUACUACGCUCAUUACUAUCGGUACAGCCUGGCUUCACUUCGACUGUGCUCUCCAUGCUGGUGAACAUGUUUGUGGAGUCGCCGUCGCCGGCCAUGAGGCAGCAAGACGACCCCAGCAUUCAGCGGGUGCGGAUCCACUCUCGGAUCCACGACUGUCUCAGCUAUCUUCUCCGACAGAGCCCCAUGGCAAGCACCUACCUCGGGCCCAUCCUGUCCUCGACGUUCCCAUUCCCGACCGAUACCGCGAAAGCCCACGUACAAUACAUCAAGAAUAUUCUAAAAGUAUCCGAGUACUGCCCGGAGCUCAAGGGCGAGAUCAUGUCACUGGUCGUGGAUAAGCUCGUCAAGAUCGAUGUACAAAUUCAGGUCGACAUGGAAGAGCUCGAAGACGAUAUCGAGGAUCGCCUGGUCGGAGAAGCCGCUGGCGACCUCGACGGGGCAGAUGAUAGCGACAACGAAUCCGUUUCAAGUGAGGAGAGCUUAGAUCCAGAGGAACAGCGCCUCAAGGAUCUAAAAGAGUCCGUCACCAAGCUAGACAGCAUCAUGGACCUCCUCUUCUCGCACUACGACUCUGUCUUUGCGGGAGGCGAUCUCUUCGACAUAGACGAGACUUUCGAAAGUCUUCUCUCCCAAUUCGCAAGCAUCAUCCUACCAACAUAUCGGUCGCGGCAUACGCAAUUUCUGCUCUUCCACUUCAGCCAAACCUCUCCGAACCUCAUAGAGCGCUUCGCCGGCUGCUGCUCCCAUCUUGCUUUCGACCAUGGUCGACCGCACAUUCUUCGUGUUGCGGCAGCCGCCUACCUUGCGUCAUUCAUUGCUCGCGGAGCUCACGUCUCCGCAGCUGUAGUCCGCGACGUCUUCGAUCUUCUUUGUCACCACCUGGAAACCCUUCGAUUGGCCUGUGAGCCUGCCUGUAAAGGACCAGAUGUGCGCCGCUACGGCACAUACUACGCCAUUUCGCAAGCCCUCCUCUACACCUUCUGCUUCCGCUGGCGCGACCUGAUCGUCACUGCCGACGGCAUCCCUCCAACAGACGAAGAGAUCAUCUAUCACGAAGGCGAAUUCACGUGGCACAAUUCCGUCCACGACAUCAUCCGCCGCAACAUCUUCUCCAUCUUCAACCCUCUCAAGGUCUGUGCACCCACCAUUGUUGCCCAGUUCGCACGCAUGGCGCACCACCUCCGCUUCCUCUACGUGUUCCCCCUUCUUGAGACCAACAAGCGGAUAAGGCUUGCGAGGAGUGUGGGCUCGUACACAGACGGUGUAGGUGCAAGGGAGACAGCGCUUACGAUGAAGAAGGGUGAGGAAACCUUUCUGCUGGAUGCAUACUUCCCCUUUGAUCCGUAUGUCCUUCCGAGGAGUAAGCGGUGGCUAGAGCAGGAUUAUAUGCAGUGGAAACCGGUCCCAGGCAUGCCGGUUGAGAGAAAUGAGGAAGAUGAAGACGGUGAGGAGAGUGAGGAUGAGAGCGGCGACGAAAGUGACUCGCAAGGUCGGAUACAGGAGGAAGACGAAGAUGAAGAUGGACCCGAUGAUGAAACGAGCACGAACGCGAGCUCUUAAUCAAGGGUUUGGAGUAUCAUUUUAUCAAUAGCAUUGCUCGGCGUUGGCAUAAGGGGAAGUAGGCAAUGCAUCUACUAGGCGUGGAGCCACUCGGCGUCCAGGACAAUAUUGAGUUCAUGUUUUGGCCUGGCCAGGUAUGGCUUUCGAUCUUUGGGAGGUACGGUCGGGAUAUGGAUAUUCAGGAUACGAUAACUGGAUCAGAUAAAAAAGUU
Molecule: messenger RNA, 2322 nt
Organism: Trematosphaeria pertusa
Lineage: Eukaryota; Fungi; Ascomycota; Dothideomycetes; Pleosporales; Trematosphaeriaceae
Product: RNA polymerase I-specific transcription initiation factor RRN3
Exons: 1
Coding region: 95-2110 (671 amino acids)
Biological process (GO): transcription initiation at RNA polymerase I promoter
Cellular component (GO): nucleus
Molecular function (GO): RNA polymerase I core binding; RNA polymerase I general transcription initiation factor activity
Source: RefSeq, a predicted model, not a curated record